GGGAAUGAGCGUCGCCUCAACGGCUCAGUUCUAGCUCCAAUCGAAGACAAAGCUUAUCAGUUCUUUGGUGCCACGGUAAAAUCCAACAAAAAACACGACAAGCUGAUUAUGUGCGCACCCAAGUACAAGUACUUCUUCUCGAAGUUUGAGGUGAUUGAACCAGUUGGAACUUGCUUUUUCGUUGAGCAAGGUUUUACAAAGACUCAAGAGUUCGCAUCUUGUCGUCAAGAACGUAGGUUACAGUAUCUAAAUUUUUUCUUGGUGGUUACGUUGUUUGUAGCUGCUCGACACGGUAGACAUCGUUUUGGUUACGGACAAUGCGGGUUCUCUGCUGCUUUACCAGAUAGAUACCCGAGAGGAGAUGAA
This is a messenger RNA of Strongylus vulgaris, 366 nucleotides long. Lineage: Eukaryota; Metazoa; Nematoda; Chromadorea; Rhabditida; Strongylidae. The record is from the annotation of a GenBank genome assembly.